This is a messenger RNA of Oppiella nova, 1124 nucleotides long. The record is from the annotation of a GenBank genome assembly. NCBI's taxonomy places the organism in Eukaryota, Metazoa, Arthropoda, Arachnida, Sarcoptiformes, Oppiidae.
AAGUGAUUGAUGUAAACAAAUAAACAUUUCUCCAGAAGUUGUCAUCACUUGACUCAUCACUCGUGUCCACAAAGAUGUUGACCAGAGAUGUGGAGAUCACGUCAUCGCACGUGAAUGAGUUCUUGCUGUCGAAGCACAUCCAAUAUCUGCACAAAUACGCCGACAAAUCCAAUGAGAGCUACGAGCAGGUGAUGGUGGAGUACCUCCGCAUGAGUGGUAUCUAUUGGACCACAACUGCUCUUCAGAUGAUGGACGCCGACUUCGACAAGGCCGGUAGGGACGACAUCCUGGCGAUGAUCCGGACGUGUGUCCACCCGAAUGGCGGCAUAUCUGCGGCCAAAGGUCACGACCCGCACCUGUUGUACACAUUGAGCGCCAUUCAGAUAAUGGUGUCGUACGACGCCCUCAAAGACAAUAUCAUAGACAUCGACCAAACGGUCGCUUACAUCGCGUCACUCAACAGAAGUGACGGCAGUUUCGCGGGUGACGUCUGGGGCGAAGUGGACGUCCGCUUCUCCUUCUGCGCCAUCGCUAGUCUCGCAUUACUCGACCGAUUGGACGCCAUUCCUGUGGACAAAGCCAUCGACUUUGUGAUGAUGUGUUACAAUACGAUUGACGGGGGGUUUGGAUCGCGUCCGGGCAGUGAAACCCACGCCGGACUCAUAUACUGCUCGUUAGGCUGUCUGUCCAUUACGGGUCAAUUGGACCGAAUAGAUGCCGACCUCCUGGGCUGGUGGUUAGCCGAGAGACAGUUGCCGUCGGGUGGGCUCAACGGGAGGCCCGAGAAGCUGCCGGACCUGUGCUACUCGUGGUGGGUGUUGUCCUCACUCACCAUCAUUGGGCGCCUCCAUUGGAUCGAUAAACACAAACUCUUGCGAUUCAUUUUGGCGACACAGGACGAGGAGACGGGAGGUUUUGGCGACAGACCCGGCAAUCUGGUCGACCCCUUCCACACGGUGUUCGGAACGGCAGGCCUUUCCCUAUUGAGUCACUUAUACAGUUGCGAUCCAAACGAGUCGAUCCCCCAAAACAGUGAUAACCCGGACGCGGAUCUCAGCACUCAAUGGAAAUCUAUAUCCGAAAAGAUUAAACCAAUAAAUCCGGUGUUUUGUAUGACUCAGAGU